Ornithorhynchus anatinus (platypus) is the source of this 606-nucleotide messenger RNA. RefSeq names its product NKG2-D type II integral membrane protein-like. The transcript is spliced from 3 exons. The record is from RefSeq and is a predicted model, not a curated record. Lineage: Eukaryota; Metazoa; Chordata; Mammalia; Monotremata; Ornithorhynchidae. Bases 144 to 374 code for a protein of 76 amino acids.
GUCACUGUGGCCCUUGCCCAGAGAAAUGGCUCCUACAUAGAAAGAGCUGUUACUUCUUUUCUGAAGAAAAAGGGACAUGGAGUCAAAGUGAAGCUGCCUGUCAAACUCAGAAUUCCAGUCUCCUGAAGAUAGAAAACCAGAAAAUGGUGGACUUCUUAUUCCGGUUCAGCCUCUAUGGAUGGAUUGGACUCUCACGACACAAAGCAUCAGGGCGUUGGAAGUGGACAGAUGAUUCAGAUUUACUUCUAAACCUGUCCAAAGUAGUCUUGAAGGGAGAGGGUAAAGACUGUGCCAAAUAUACUUCAACCUAUCCAGUUUUUGCUGAAAAUUGUACGUCUACCCUGAAGUACAUCUGCAGGCACAGGAUUCCGUAGCCUUCUACUUCAGAGCACAUGAACUGGUUUGAAAAGAUUUUCCUUGGAUGGUCCUAAAUCCUGUCAUUCCACGAGUUUGCAGAUGACCUCUGUUAGAAUCAAAGGGAGUCACAGUGAAAGCGUGCUGGAAAUGCAGUAUUCAAGGGAAGUACCAAAUUCAUUCAAGAGGGCAUUAAAGCCAACCCAAAUCAAAAGUUGAUUCUGUAAGGGGUCGGGGACUUGCUAUGAGAUA